GCGGCAGCGUAAGAUCCAAAAAUCUCUCGCAACGCCAAGCACGUAAGGAUUACAGUCAUUUUCCGUCUCUUGGAUUUGCCAUCGCAAGUCGUAACUAGCGUAUAAAUUCAUUCUAAAGAACUAGAACCAACAUAAAUAGCUUGGACCUCGCUCUUUACUUACAACCACCAAAAAGGUUCUAUAUGUCAAACAUCAACUCUCCGAUCUCCCAGUUCUUUACCCAUGACGAGAAUGACUCUGAAUGGUACCAGGACACUCACCGAGACAAAAUAAAUCAUUUCCAUCCCACGGUGACUCAAAGCUAGACCCUUUAUCCUCCAAAGCCUAAAUCAUGUCUUUCAUUCAUCCAAGUAAGAGUUCUGUCGCCGCUACACCUUCGGUGACAAACGGUGAAACCCGCUCCACUUUCUCACUUCCCCAAAAAAUCGAAGAGAAGGUUUCCAAAAACCUUGAAAAAGCCAAGCUUGUCGAAGAUAGUAGACCGGUUUGUAGAGCAAGACGGGAUCUGGCUCCAUCGUGCUUCUCUCCGGCGGAACGCAAGUAUGGAUGGGGCAACUAUCGGCCUCUAGCCAAUUACACUAGCAAUGAAAAUGAUGCUUCCUCCUACUCGCAAUCUUCCCGCGAGAUAGAGGAGGAUGUUUGCUUUCCUAGAGUCCCAAUGCGCGUUCGUGUGAAUGACAUUGAUUUUGACAAAAUUGACGAAUUCAUUAGCGAUACAACCAAGGAGUAUGCUAGAGUGAAAACUGACAGAAAGGAAAUGGCAGCGACUUCUGUUUUCGAACUGUCUAAUGUUUCAUCCCGCCACGAUGGCAUCGUUGCCUCUCGCAGCUCAUCGGAAAGAAACCCUGCCCACGCGUUUGGUUCGGAGGGCGAUGAUUCAAGCGGCGACGUCCAGUUCGCAGAAGAGAAUCAUUUAUGCAAAGAUAUUCCUAACCGGUUUUCGAUUUUCUCUACCGGAUCGCAGGAAACAGUGCAUGCUCCUGAUAUUCCGUCCUUAUUAGGCCCAGACCAAACCGCAAAGGACCUCUUCAAUGGCGGAGCACCAACCUGGUGGCUAGACUGUGCGUGUCCAACAGACGCGGAGAUGAGAAUGCUUACGACUGCAUUUGGUAUCCACCCGUUAACAGCCGAGGAUAUCAGAAUGCAGGAGCCUCGAGAGAAGGUUGAGUUGUUCAAGAAUUACUACUUUGUCUCUUUCCACACUUUUGAAAACGAUAGAGAAUCGGAAGACUUUUUGGAUCUGAUCAAGGUCUACGUUGUGGUCUUCCGUGAAGGAAUUUUGAGCUUCCACUUUGCUCCAAUCUCCCAUGCGGCCAAUGUUAGACGCCGUGUUCGCCAUUUGAGAAACUACGUCGAGGUUUCGGCCGAUUGGAUCUGCUACGCCUUGGUCGAUGAUAUCACUGAUAGUUUUGCGCCGGCAAUCACUUCAAUCGAGUACGAGGCAGAUGCGAUCGAGGAUUCCGUUUUCGCUCGUGAGCUGGAUUUCCCUUCCAUGUUGAUGCGCAUUGGUGACGCCAGACGUAGAGUCAUGGCAUUGAUGAGGUUGCUUAUGAACAAGGCAGAUGUGAUCAAGAUGUUUGCCAAGAGAUGUCAGGAACACGAUUCAAACUCCCCUACAAGACACCUUGCUACCGCUAAGCCCUCCGACACACACCUUGGAGAUUUUUUGACUUCAAACCCGGCUCCUCUUGGAAACUCCGAUACCGCCAGCGUGCAUCUGUCCUCUCCCGCGAACUCCACCAGACCAAGUGGCGACAUUGCUUUGUAUUUGGACGAUAUCCAAGAUCACAUUGUUACCAUGUACCAGAACCUUCUUGCUUAUGAAAAAAUCUUCUCCAGGUCCCACUCCAACUAUUUAGCCCAGUUGCAGGCGUUUUCUCUUAACUCCAACAACCGGAUCAACGAAAUGUUGUCCAAGGUUACAGUGUUGGGUACCAUUUUUGUCCCUUUGAAUGUGGUUACUGGGUUGUUUGGAAUGAACGUGACGGUUCCAGGUGAGGCCCAGGGUAAUGUGAAGUGGUUCUUUGGGAUUUUGGGAAUUAUGGUGCUCUUCGUGAUUGUUGUCACUCUGGUUAGUAGAUGGUGGUUGAGACAGCCCCUCGUGUAUAACCAGGCAGGGUUUGGGAUAGUACAAGGCCCUCUACUCCCACACUCCAAGAAAGGAACCGCUAGAAGUGCCUCCAAGUCAGUCCGCAGUAUGCCAAGUAAGAGGUACAACUAUACUUGAUUAUACGGUCAAUCUUUAAUUUUGUCAUACACCUUUGGUAUCUAUUGGUACAUCUUGUUGUGAUGGGAACUUAUAACUGGUUUAAACCAUGUCUUAUUUUUAUCUAUCGUUUCCACUCUUUUUUAAAUUUAAAUUUAUAGAAAAAUGCACUGUCGUAGAAAAG
This is a messenger RNA of Babjeviella inositovora NRRL Y-12698, 2390 nucleotides long. RefSeq names its product magnesium transporter CorA family protein. Bases 332 to 2227 code for a protein of 631 amino acids. Lineage: Eukaryota; Fungi; Ascomycota; Pichiomycetes; Serinales. The transcript has a single exon. Gene Ontology annotation, cellular component: plasma membrane. Gene Ontology annotation, molecular function: magnesium ion transmembrane transporter activity. The record is from RefSeq and is a predicted model, not a curated record. Gene Ontology annotation, biological process: intracellular magnesium ion homeostasis; magnesium ion transmembrane transport.